UGCAUUUUAAUGCACGGUGUCUGCGAGCUUCAGCCCGUUCCGUCGUCUUCUGGACAUGACCGUCACUCCAUUAACGCCUAAUGGUGCCGUCCAGGUGAAAUUGGAACUCGGCCACCGGGCCCAGGUCCGGAAGAAACCCACCGCGGAGGGCUUCACGCACGACUGGAUGGUUUUUGUGCGGGGACCGGAGAACAGCAACAUUCAGCACUUUGUGGAAAAAGUAGUUUUUCACCUGCACGAAAGCUUUCCCAGACCAAAAAGAGUGUGCAAGGAUCCGCCCUAUAAAGUGGAGGAGUCGGGAUACGCCGGCUUCAUCCUGCCCAUCGAGGUUUACUUCAAAAAUAAGGAGGAGCCUAAGAAGGUGCGCUUCGACUACGACCUGUUCCUGCACCUGGAGGGACAUCCGCCCGUCAAUCACCUGCGCUGCGAGAAGCUCACCUUCAAUAACCCCACUGAGGAGUUCAGGAGAAAGCUGCUCAAGGCUGGAGGGCAACGGGAUCCUCACAAAAGAAGCUCAGAAGAUUCAAAAGUGAUGGUCAUGCAGGAGGGCUCAACGUCUCUGUUCGGUCAGCACCUGAAGCUGCCCACGCUGCCCAGCAGCUCCCUGACCUUCUCCUUCCCCGACCUCAAGAAGAGCAAGCCCUUCCCAGGGUCAAAGGACGGUUCCCGGAACAGUGGCCCGCUCACCCUCUCCUCUUCGUCGUCCUCGUCCUCGUCGUCGUCGUUGGCCAAACUGGCCAAGCCGUCUAAGGAGCACCGCGACAGCAAGCCCCCCAAGGAGUCCCGCAGUGCCUUCAGGGAGCUGAGCAGAGAGGGGCUCCCCAAACCCCCCAAAGACUCCUCCACCUCCUCCGCCACCUCCAAGAAGCCCAAAGACUGCCCGAGCCAGCCGUCGCUGCCGCUCCUGAGCGAGCACCACCACCACCAACACCCCCCCAAGAUGGGCUUCAAGGAGCCCAAGGGGCUGGUCAAGGAGUCACGGCCCCCCGAGGGGGGGUGCGGGGGUGCGGGCAAGCGCCCCCCAGGGGGAGAGGGUGUGGGUGUGGGGGACCACAUGACCAAAAAGCGUAAGAAGGGCUUCCCGGCGGUGCCGCAGGGGCAGCUGGACAAGGCGGCGGCGUCCCGGGACAAGGGGCCGGUGCGGCCGGCGAGACCCCCCCGCGUGGAGGGGGGGGCGGAGGGGGACCGCAGGAGGGCGCCCACGCUGCCGCCAUUCCAGGAGCUCGUCGACCCCAUCGGCUCGGACAUGGAGGACAACAUGUCCGCCAAAUCAGAGUCGGAGCAGCCCAGUCCUGCCAGCUCAAGUUCUAGCUCCAGCUCAAGCUUUGGACCCACCCACAAACGGCAAGCACUAGGGCCACUGCGCUCCAUCAUCCAGGAGCUGCCGUCUGAUGACCACGAGGACGACUCCGAGGAGGACGAUGACCACGACAUGGACUCAGACCUGGAGAGACCCACACACACACACCUCACACACAGACACCGCAGGGUGAGCUUGAGUGACGGCAGUGACAGCGAGAACAGCUCCGCCUCCUCACCACUCUCCCGACACGAGGGACCGCCUCUUCUGAAGAGCAAUAACCAGAUUCUGGACAUGAAGAGCGCGCUGAAGCAGCCGAAGCAGGAGAAGACCAAGACCAUAGAUUGUGAUAAGGCCUACCUGGAUGAACUAGUGGAGCUGCACAAACGACUGAUGGCACUAAGAGAGAGGCACAUACUGCAGCAGAUCGUGAACCUGAUCGAGGAGACGGGUCACUUCCACAUCACCAACACGACCUUCGACUUCGACCUCUGCUCCCUGGACCGGCCCACGGUCCGCAAGCUGCAGAGCUACCUGGACACCUCCGGAACCUCCUGAGGCCCGCCCGCGGAACCCGCGCUCUCCGGUUCCACUGCUUAGAACCUGUUGUGUGGGGAGGAGAACCCACCCGCUGGGUUCCUUAAGUGGAAUCACUGCAGAGACGGACAGACACUGACCAAAAAAAAACAAAACAAAAAAAACACGGAACGUGUUGCAGAACCGGAAGACCAAGAAGAGAACGCCUUGUUGGAGCUUGAGGAGUCACCCUGAAGCCUUCCCACCCAAGCGCUCACACACACACACACACACACACACACACGCGCUGAAGGACCGUGGGCUCUUCAUACUAAUGUUCAUAUUGUUCCUGUGUGUGUGUGUGUGUGUGUGUGUGUGUGUGGUGUGUUUGUUUGUUUGUUUGUUUGUUUGUUUGUUCGUUCUUUGGUUCUGUUUUUUGUGAGGAAUGCAUGUUUCAACACUGCCUUGCAACUGCGUCCAGCUAUUUAUUGAGUUGUUCAACUUUUCGGGUGUGUGCGUGUGUGUUUUGUACAAGCAAAUGAGAAGCAUUAAGUGUGUGUGUGUGUGUGUGUGUGUGUGUGUGUGUGUGUGUGUGUGUGUGUGUGUGUGUGUGUGUGUGUGUGUGUGUGUGUGUGUGUGUGUGUGUGUGUGUGUGUGUGUGUGUGUGUGUGUGUGUGUGUGUGAGUGCGUGUGAGUGCUCAACAGCGGUCUUGUCUCUGUCUCCACAGGAAGUGACAUCUUUGUGUUUCUGUGCCCCUGGCGUGGCCUUCAACCAGGGCACCUAAGGGCUGCGGCUCAACACACACACACACACACACACACACACACA
Messenger RNA from Sardina pilchardus (European sardine), 2645 nucleotides. It is a transcript of the gene mllt3, whose product is annotated as MLLT3 super elongation complex subunit. Gene Ontology annotation, biological process: positive regulation of DNA-templated transcription. Lineage: Eukaryota; Metazoa; Chordata; Actinopteri; Clupeiformes; Clupeidae. Gene Ontology annotation, cellular component: transcription elongation factor complex. The transcript has 14 exons. The record is from RefSeq and is a predicted model, not a curated record. Gene Ontology annotation, molecular function: chromatin binding. The coding region runs from base 56 to 1858 and encodes 600 amino acids.